AUCUCUUCUUUCAAUUUCUCUGCUUUUGUUGUUGAAAAUUAGGGUUUUUUUACAGACUUUCAGUUGUGCUCACACUCUCGCUCUGGUGGGUCCGGAUUUGGGGGGCUUCAAAUGCCUGCAAAAUCUUAUGCGGAAUCAUGGUGUGUGAAUCCUAGGGAGUGCUGGGGAGCUCGUUGUUUUGGGAGAUUUAGGGGUAGGUUUCAGUUUGGAUUGGUACUCUGAUUGGUUCUGAGAUGGCGCCCAGCAGAAGAAAAGGCGCCUCCAAAGCUGCUACUGCUGCUGCUGCCGCCGCCGCCGCUCGCCGCCAGUGGAAGGUCGGUGAUCUUGUCCUUGCUAAAGUCAAAGGCUUUCCUGCUUGGCCUGCUACGGUAAGUGAACCGGAGAAAUGGGGAUAUUCAUCUGAUUGGAAGAAAGUACUCGUUUACUUUUUUGGAACAAAGCAAAUAGCUUUCUGUAAUCCUGCUGAUGUUGAGCCUUUUACGGAAGAGAAGAAACAAUCACUUCUAGUGAAACGCCAAGGGAGGGGUGCAGAUUUUGUUCGUGCAGUGCAGGAGAUUGUUGACUGUUAUGAGAAGUUAAAGAAGCAGGAUCUGGUUGAUGAUUCCAACUCUGGUGAUGUAGUUACUCUGGCAAAUGGUGCAAAUUCAUUGGACUCAUCUGGGUCAAAGGAUCUGAUUGAUACUUCUGAGGCAAUGCUAGAUUUGAAAAUUUCAAAUUCUAUUACCGCAGGAAAUGAUCCAAGUCUUCCAACUGAGGAUGCUUCAUCUGGGGAAAAGAUGGAUGAUUUAUGUGAUAGAGAAUCAAUACCAGUGCAACCUGCUGAUCAUUUGUUGGUUAAAGAAAAACCUACUUUGGCUACCUACUCAUCCAGAAAAAGAUAUGGUGGCUUACAGUCACAAAAAUCUGUUGCACAGCGGAAGGCACCAUCUGUCCAAAGGACUAUAAACUCAUCAAGGUUGGAAUCAUCUAAAUUCCAAAACUCUGUCAUGUCAUAUAAUGAUGGUAGUAGUGAUGAUAAUGGUUCUGAAAUUGCCACUGUUGAAUCUGAUACAGUUAGUUUAGAUGACAGCAGCACAAUUGAUUCUCACUGUAUACUUGAAUGCUCAGAGUCUGUUGUUGGGUGUUUGGAGGGAGAUGCUGAGCUGAACAAAGCACUUAAUUUCCAAACAAAGGCUAUUGUUGUUAAGAAGAAAAGGAAACCAAACAGAAAGCGUGUGGCUAUGGCUAAUGAUCCUUCUGAGCCUACCACUAGAGGUGAAGUAGAAGCUGAUCUGAAGGUAGAAAUGCAUAAUACUAGGCAAACUUCACAGAACACUAGUGAUAGUUUGAAUGUAAAAUACUGCAGAGAAGAUGGAGAUGAGCACCUUCCUUUAGUAAAACGUGCUAGGGUACGAAUGGGCAGACUAUCAUCGGCAGAUGACUCCAAUUGUCUUUCAAGGGUUGAAGAAAACACUUUCAAUGGAGUUGCAGUUGAUUCAUUGAGGCAGAUCAGUUCAUCAUCAAACUGUCAUGCUGGUAGUCCCACUGAUGGAGACCCUAUAGAGGCAAAGGGAGAUUUGGUUAUUGAGUCACCUUCAAAAAUUGUUACUCAAGUUUCAGGAGAUAUACCACAACCCUUGAAAGAUUCAAGAAAUCAGUUUGGCUGUUCAGCUGAUGGUGAAGCUGCUUUACCUCCAUCAAAACGCCUCCACCGUGCUCUUGAGGCUAUGUCUGCUAAUGCUGCAGAAGAAGGCAAAGCUUGUGAUGAACCUUCAGCAACCUUGAACACUCUAGUUGAUGGCUGUUGUGACUCUCCAGUUGGGGUAUGUUCUAAAAUGGAUGCUGUAGAGAAAGAUGCUAGCAAUUUGGAACUUGAAGGUGUGGACUCACUUGGAAAUGGUGCAUCUGCGUUUGUUUCCACAUCAAACUCAACACUUUUGGACAAGCCUAUUAAAUCUUCCAUGAAAGCAGCCACCUGCAAUCAACCUGCCAGUCCAGAUAAUAAAAAUCAUGAAUGCUGUACGGAUGUCAUUUUGGAUACCUGGGAUCAAAAUGGUGGUGAAAAUAAUAGUUGGCCACUCAUUGAUACUUUUACUGUUCAACAUGUGGAACAAACCCAACACUUAGACCGAUUGUCCCCUAAUCUUGGAAAAGAGCAGGCUUGCUUCAGAUCUAAUACUGAUUCUUUGGAUCAGCAGUUGCUUUCAAAAGAUUGUAAUAAUGCUGAAAAUAUUGAUUCAAGCAAUCCUAGGUCUGAAAAUAUUGAUGAUCAACUUGAUAAUUCAAAACAUAUCAAGAUAAGUCCUGAUCCUUCUGGCUUAGUGCCCAACAAAACUCUUGAAAUUCCUGAUCAAGAUGGUGCAAAUGUGCCUCAGCAUGCUGCUGAAUAUUCUUGUUACACGAAUAAUGAGUCAUUUAAGUCUCAAAUAGAUGAGAGCACCUUAGUUAAUGACAUGCAUGAGGUAAUGGAAGAUGUCCAUUGCAAGGAAAAGAAAAUUAAUAGUUCUGCCUUGAUCUCUGAUGGCCAUUUAAGUGACAAAGAUGGCUUAGGCAUCCAGUUAAGUCCGCCUUCAACUGACGGAGUGGAUUCUGUUGCUAGGGUUUCUCCCCUCAAUAUCUCAAUUGGCGACAUGUCUACCUCAGAGAGUGCUAAUAUUAUUCAAGAGAAUGGAUGCUGUAGUCCCAAUGUCCACUCUCAUCAGAAUAAAACAUUCUGUGCUACAACUGCUUAUGAUGAAGGAAAAACUGAAUCUGCAGGCUCUGACAGGCCAAGAUCUGUCAGCAAGUGCAAUAAUUAUGCAGAAGUGCAUGCUGCUCUGUCAUCCUUUGAGAAUAUGCUAGGAACCUUAACAAGGGCAAAGGAAAGUAUUCUUCGUGCGACACGAAUAGCAAUUGACUGUGCCAAAUUUGGGGUUUCUGCUAAGGUUGUAGAGAUUUUGGCUCGUCAUUUGGAAUGUGAGUCAAGCCUAAAGAGAAGGGUAGACUUGUUCUUUCUUGUGGAUUCCAUUACUCAGUACUCCCGAGGUUUGAAAGGUGAUUUUGGGAGUAUAUACCCUUCAGCCAUUCAAGCGGAACUGCCACGCCUACUCUCUGCUGCGGCUCCUCCUGGAUCUAUUGCACAUGAUAAUCGAAGGCAGUGCCUAAAGGUUUUGAGAGUUUGGAUGGAAAGAAAAAUUCUUCCAGAGUCUGUUAUUCGCCAACAUAUACGAGAAAUUGAUUCACUUUCUCGCCGCUCAGCAAGAACGGAGAGGGCCUUUGAUGAUCCUGUAAGAGAGAUGGAGGGUAUGCUUGUGGAUGAAUAUGGCAGCAAUUCAAGUUUUCAGCUUCCUGGAUUUUGUAUGCCAUGCAUGCUCAAGGAUGAGAAUGAAGGAAGUGAUUCUGAUGAAGAGCGUUUUGAGGCAGUCACUCCUGAACACUAUUCUGUAACUCCUGAAGAACAAGAAGUAAGCUCUUCAAUUGAGAAGCAUAGACAUAUUUUGGAAGACGUUGAUGGUGAACUUGAAAUGGAGGAUGUUGCUCCUUGUGAAGUUGAAAUGAGUUCAACCUGCAGUGUUGCUGGAGUUAGUAUUGCACAAACUUUGCAGGACCAAUCUGUGCAGCAUUAUCAUUUGCCCCUCACUCCUCCUUUGCCACAUGAUGUCCCUCCAUCAUCACCACCACCAUUGCCAUCAUCUCCACCCCCGCCUCCACCUUCUUCACCACCCCCGCCGCCUCCUCCCCCUGUCAUUGCUCCAUGUCCAAUGUCUGGUUCUUCCUACACUAAUGGUGUUGACUCAAGGAUUUAUAAUGUGCAAGAUGAAUUGCGGCAGCCGAUGGCCCCGUCUGUUCCUCCUAGAGUGGAUUCAACAUUGUGCACCAAUGCAGUGCCUUAUCAAGGCCCCGAAUCUGCGGAUUUUCAUGUCACAAGCCAGGUUUCUGACUGCAAUAACUCUUACAAUAGUUACCCAGCUCGUCCAUUGAGCAAUAUGCAACAAAUUGAUGGUCCUAGCUUUCAUCACAAGGCAUACCCACCAUGUCCUCCUUAUCAUGCACCAUCAGAUCAGUUUUCAUUCGUUCACACAGGCCAACAUAUGAAAUCUCAGAGGGAGGCCCCUCCUCCCUCAUAUUCCAAUAGAUUUCAUCAUUCACCACAUGGUGAAGGCAGAAAUUUUUACAGUAGCCACGAGAGAAUGAAACCAGUCCCAUAUGGACGUAGAGAGAGCUGGAGGGGUCCUGCACCCUCCUUUUCUGGCCCAUGUUAUCCUGACAGAGAUAGAGCGUCCUAUGGACCUAGUUCAUAUGGUCACCCGCCAUGUGAACCAGCAAGAUUUCCUAACCAAGGCUGGGGUUAUCCACCUCGUGACAUGAAUCACAGAAAUUCCUUCCCUAUGAGACCACCUCCCGAAGGGGCUGUUCCAGUGGGGUCAAGAGCUCCAAGCAUGUGGUGGCCAAGAUGAAGAUAGUAUACCAUACCUACAACCGUUGGUAUGUUUUUUUUCAUGGUUCCCUUUAACUAUCUUGUCCAACUGUAUACAUUGCAAGGAACAUAUCUUCUGUGAGGCGUGGAGUCAUAGACCAGCAACAUAUCUUCUGUUAUGUGUGGAGUCAUGGACCAACAAGUUGCCUGGUUUGUAAAUAUGUGUUGUAUCAUUUCUUCAGCAAAAGUGGAGUAGUUAGAGGGUUAGAGAUUGGGGGAGAGCUUUAUCUAACACUAGGUUGUCAUGUAUCAUUUUUUGUUCUCCAUGAUUGCGUUUUUAGUAUAAUUAAUUUCCUGGGAAUUCCAAUUAGGAACUCAGGCUAAAUUUUUUUACCAGGAGUUAAUCUUAGAUACCUUUUUGUGAAUGUAAACAGUCCUUUUUGAUAAUACAGUGCAGAAAUUCAU
Rubroshorea leprosula is the source of this 4840-nucleotide messenger RNA. The record is from the annotation of a GenBank genome assembly. NCBI's taxonomy places the organism in Eukaryota, Viridiplantae, Streptophyta, Magnoliopsida, Malvales, Dipterocarpaceae.